Molecule: messenger RNA, 1431 nt
Organism: Chaetomium strumarium
Lineage: Eukaryota; Fungi; Ascomycota; Sordariomycetes; Sordariales; Chaetomiaceae
Exons: 2
Coding region: 1-1431 (476 amino acids)
Biological process (GO): translation
Cellular component (GO): ribosome
Molecular function (GO): structural constituent of ribosome; RNA binding
Source: RefSeq, a predicted model, not a curated record
AUGAGCGUAGCACGUCCAGCCGCCAGGAGGCUCAUCUCCGGACGCCUGGCCGCGGUGCCAGGUCCUGCAUGCGCUGCUCCUCCGUCGACGGCGCCAUGCCACCACCAGCUCUUUGCCCACCAGUUUCACAGCUCGCCUCAAAUGUCGGCGAGGCGGCGGCCACGAUUCGCCAACGUGCGGGCAGCGGAUAUGGGCUUGACGGACGAGCGGCAGAUCGACCGGUUCACAAAAGAAAAGUUCCCCAAAUACACCAAAGAGGAGAUCGCGCAGCUGCGGAACCGGUACUCGCCCGAGCAGAUCGCCGCCCUCGAGGCCGGUGAGGCGGCCAUCGACCCGCGCGACCUGACGGUGCAGGGCCGUCUGCGCGUUGACCCCUACAGGCUACCCUACAUCGACGAUUUCGCCGAGACGCAGCCGAUCAUCGACAAGCGGCCGAAGUGGAAGGAUGCGCCCGACCCGAACGCGAGGUUCAUGAACAUGGACGAGUUCACCCAGGACCUGAUCGUGUGGGCCGACAAGUUCCAACAAGGGAACGUGACGGGAAUGCUCAAGACGCUGGUAGACUUCGUGCCAGAAGAGUUCCAGAAGGUGCCCGAGGCGCAGUGGCCAGGCGAGGUGCGGCAAGAGGCGCACAAGGCCUUCCACAACUACCUGGAAGCCGAGGUCAACAAGCAAAAAGACAGGAGCCCGGACGAGAUGGGCAGAGGGCCGACCGACGCCGACGUGCUGCAGUACAUUCUCGAGCGCUCCGCCAUGACGGACAACAACCGGACGACCGACACGUCGCUAGCCCACGCGCUGCCGAGCAAGGUGCCCGGCGUGGCGGGCCUGUAUAAGGCCGCCAUUGAUCCUGCCGACAAGGGCCUCGAUGACAUUGGCGUCUACCAGGACCUGAAGAAGCGCACGGGCAUGAGCGUGCAGAACAUCCUGCGGCUGCAGACGAAACUGCUAGUCAGGCGCUUCGUCUCGAACCAGACCCGUCUGGGCAAGGUGCAGAAGCAGUCGAUCCUGUACGUCGCCGGCAAUGGCGACGGGUGGCUCGGAAUCGGCGAGGCCAAGUCGACCGAGGGCAGUAUUGCGGCCAUGAAGGCGCGCCUGCUCGCGAUCCGGAACAUGCAGCCGAUCCGCCGGUAUGAGAACCGGACUAUUUACGGCAACGUCGAGGCCAAGGUGUCGGGCACCAUAGUCAAGAUGGCUGCUCGUCCGCCAGGUUUCGGCUUGCGCGUCUCGCACCGCAUCUUCGAAAUGUGCCGCUGUGCCGGAAUCUACGAUCUCGCCGCCACCAUCCCCCGCUCCCGCAACCCUAUGAACUCGGUCAAGGCCGCCUACAAGGCGCUGUGCAGCCAGCCAGACCCCGAGGAGAUCGCCAUCGGCCGCGGCAAGAAGCUGGUCGAUGUGCGCAAGGUGUACUAUGGCGGCGAUGUAUACUAA